CUUGCUCCUAGCACAAGGAUAUACAGCAGUGGGGGCCGCAGUGGUGCUGACUAUUUUUAUUUAAUUUAUUUGGAACUUAAGCAUGCCGAUUUAACCUCAGAAAAUGGAUCUACGAGUAGCAAGCAUCCUUCUCCUCCUGGUGGCACUGGUGGCUGCCCAUGGCGAGAGAUAUGUUGUCAAGAAAGUGAUGAAAGCUCCUCAGUACCAGCCUUAUUCAGUCAAAAGCCAUGUUGUUCCUCUGGCAGGUGAGCAAGGUCCCCCAGGUGAGCCAGGCAUACCUGGAGCUCCUGGACCCCCAGGACCCCCAGGAGAGAGUGCUGAAGGACUGCCAGGACCUCAGGGACCACCUGGACCACCUGGACCUGCUGGCUACUCAGCACAUGGAAAACCAGGAACUCCAGGUGGGCCAGGCAAACCUGGUGUACCAGGUGCACCUGGAGAUAAAGGAGAGCCUGGCACACCAGGUCCUCAGGGACCAAGGGGACCACAUGGAUCUCCUGGUAUCCCUGGUCCUGCAGGUAUAUCUGCAACUGGCAAACCUGGACCAGCAGGUCUGCCUGGAGCAAUGGGACCAAGAGGAGAGACAGGUCCUAAGGGGCAUCCAGGUGUAUCUGGGCAGCCAGGACAGAAAGGAGAGAGGGGAAUUGGUAUUCGGGGACCACCUGGUGAGAGGGGGCCAUCUGGGACUAUGGGACCUGCAGGGGCACCUGGUCAGCCUGGCAUUGGUAAACAAGGUAAACCUGGAUACCCAGGUGAGCCAGGUAAGUCUGGCUCACCUGGUCGAGAUGGGGAACCAGGUGCUAUGGGACCACCUGGACUAAAAGGCCAAAGUGGAUCUCCUGGAAUUGGAAUUCCAGGUAAACCAGGUGAAAAUGGUGCUCCAGGUAUGCCUGGUACUUCUGGCCCUAAAGGUCAUCAGGGAGCCAGUGGAGCACCUGGUGCUCCUGGCAUUCCAGGUUAUGGUAAGCCAGGUGCACCUGGUAUUAAAGGUGAUACUGGUCCCGUAGGUAGCCCAGGUGUAACAGGUCAGAAAGGUGAGCCAGGUGCUAAGGGUCCCACUGGAUAUACAGGUGCAACUGGUCCCAUGGGUCCAACUGGUGCUCAAGGACCAAGAGGUUUUCAAGGAGAAAGGGGGGCUACAGGUGAGAAGGGUGUACCUGGUGCAAUGGGAUCUCCAGGCUUAAAGGGGCAUAAGGGAGAUCAGGGGGCACAAGGUGUUGAAGGCAAACAAGGUUACCCAGGUGCAACAGGCCAACCAGGCCCAAGAGGAGCUACAGGUGGUCCAGGUAGCAAAGGAGAUAUUGGCCAUACAGGUCCAACUGGUGCUCCAGGAGCACCUGGGCCUGUUGGACCUAAGGGUAUUACAGGACAUUCUGGGCCAGCUGGCGAGCGAGGCCCUGAGGGUGCCCCAGGAGCAAGAGGACCCACUGGUCCUCCUGGGCCAUCAGGACCAGCUGGUCUAAAAGGUCACCCUGGUCUCCCUGGUCUCCCUGGUCUCCCUGGCCCUGCAGGUAUCACUGCUAAAGGAGCUUCUGGACCUCAAGGUCCAUCUGGACCUCCUGGGGCUGAUGGAGCUCCUGGGGAAAAUGGACCACCUGGUCCUCCUGGCCUACCUGGUCCUCCUGGUGAGGUAAUUUUUGAAAAGGGCCCGGCACCGGCUGCCAUCAUGCUCAAGACGCCAAUGUCUGCAUUUACUGUGUCAAUUCUGACACCUUAUCCUCCAUCUGGGACCCCCAUUAAGUUUGAUCACAUUGUUUACAACUCAGAUCAUCACUAUGAUCCUGAAACAGGUCUCUUUACCUGCCAGGUUCCAGGAAUUUAUUAUUUCUCCUACAGCAUGCAUGUGAAUGGAGCAAAUGCUUUGGUGGCACUGUACAAAAACAGUGAUCCCGUUAUGUUCACCUACGAUGAGUACAACAAGGGUUUCCUCGAUCAGAUGUCAGGUAGUGUUGUCCUUCAUCUUAAUGAGCAAGACACAGUUUAUGUUCAGGUCCCCGAUGAUGAGGCAAAUGGCGUCUUUGCCGCUGAUAAUGUCCACUGCUCUUUCAGUGGCUUCCUGAUCGCCUCUACGUGAUACGGUAGUAAGACCAUAUCAUAUCUUCUAAACCCUCUUGCUAUUUCUCAAACAAGAAAAAAAUGGCAUGUUUAAUUAAACAGGCUUUUACUCAGUGUUGAGAAAUAGAAGCAUCUUGACUUGAAAAUUCCAAGUAGUGGGUGCCAAUAAGAAGGACAUUAUACAACAGGUUAUCAGGGAGAGAAAGGCAGUUAAAAGGCCUGAACAGUUAUCUUUAUUUUCUUUUGAGGGUGAAGAAAGCAUGUGAAGUUUAAUGAUUAUUUCUUGUCCUGACAAUUGCUUUUCAUUUGUUUAUUUUAUCACAGAGGGUGGUUUAAAUUUUUAUCUGUUUUUUAACCUUGUUAUUGGUGACUUUAAUACCUUGUUGGUUACAAAAAGAGAAUGUUGUUCCUGACAUCCUUGCAUCUGACUUGAAUAUUAUGAAAUGGUCAAAUUGAUCAUAAAGAAACACACCAGACAAACUAAACACUUAAUGUUUUCCAAAUGUGUUAUGCAUAAAAAAUACCUGUGCUUUAUAAACCAUAAUGACUGAAAUAAACUGUCUUAAAGAA
Messenger RNA from Electrophorus electricus (electric eel), 2625 nucleotides. It is a transcript of the gene col10a1a, whose product is annotated as collagen, type X, alpha 1a. Gene Ontology annotation, biological process: extracellular matrix organization. The record is from RefSeq and is a predicted model, not a curated record. Gene Ontology annotation, molecular function: extracellular matrix structural constituent conferring tensile strength; protein binding. Lineage: Eukaryota; Metazoa; Chordata; Actinopteri; Gymnotiformes; Gymnotidae.